CUUUAAGUUUGUGCGGGAGCCAAGGUAAAGGAGAAAGAAAUGAGUCACUUUGAAUGAAUGCCAUGAGGGUAAUGAUUGAAAAGAUUCACAGACAAGGAAGCUUGCAGUGGCAUAACAGAAUACACCUGUUGGACGAACUAAAUGGCUCCAAAAGGCAAAAUAAAAAAAAGAAAUACAAGUGCUGCCCUUGUUUGUCAUCACCAUCUUUGCAGGAAGAUGCCGCUGGAGAGCAGCUUACACAGUUUGAACCAGAUGAAGAAAUUAAACUUUUAUAUCAGUUUGGAAGCUAUCUUGAUUACAUAGAAACUCCCCGAAAAGAUCAUGGCAAAGUGAAAGGCAAAUCCAAAAAGCAUGGAAGAGAAUGGAAGACACAGGAAAUGGAAAGGAAAAAUAAGCCUGAUCUUUGCAACAGAAAGGAAAAUGUGGGUUUGUGUGAAGAAAACACUGCCAAUGACACUGAUCUUAAAAAGAAUAAAAUUCUUAAAAAGAACAAACAUGAUACUAAAGCAAAAAGUCAUUUGGAUUCAACAAAAAAAACCUUUUGCAAUAAGCAAAACUCCUUUGUCCCCUGGCCUUUUGUUGAAAAGAAAGCAAAGAAAAUAAAGCUAUUUCAAGAUAACAAAGUAAUUGAUGGUAAUGAAGAGAGCUCUAAAGAGGUAUAUCACAAACAAUAUUCUAAAAAUUCCAGAAUGGUUCAGAAGAAUAAUACUCAAGGCAAACAAAAACGUCUUUGCCUUCCCUCAUCACAUAAUUCUUUUGUAACUGAGAAUGGUAAACACAAUGAAUUAAGUUGUAGAAAUAGUUCUUGGUCUCAGACAACUUGCAAACGUGAAGGUCUUGAUUCUAGUGUGCAUUACUUUAGUGGUGGAAUCAUAGCAGGUUUUAAAAAGCAUAGGAAAUUGGAUAAGGAAGUCCCUGUUGGCUGUUUACUAGGCUCCAACACUACUGAAAUAAACAGCUGCACUAGUAGUACAGAGCCUCUUUUGUCAUCUAGUCCAGCAGCUCUGGAAAUUAAAACUUAUGACUCAGAAGAUGAAUUCAAUGUGGAAACCCUGAGGGAUAAGGCAGCUUCUCAUAUGAACUCAAAAACUGAAGCAGUAUGCAGCAGCGUUGAUCUUAGUCAAGAGCUUUUUAUAACCCAGAAGUCUUUUUUACCAGUGCAAAUUCCCAAUAAUAGCAGUACUUGCUUAUCCCUCUACAGUCAAAACCAUGCUAAAGAUGCAAGUGUAGAAAGAAAGUUUAAACAAAAAAUCUCUACAGAUACUUUAGAAUUUUCUCAGAUGUCUUCAAAUAGAGAAACAUGUGAUGAACACAGUCAGUUUUCUCAGAACGGUUUGACACCAAGUAGGGGUAGGAAGUCAGCUACAAGAGAAUGUGCAAUUCAGACAGAAGACUUUUUCAGCUCUCCAGCACUUGCUUCCUCCUUAAGAAUGAGAGAGAGAUUUACAGAUUGCCAUGAACAACCACUGGACCUCAGUUUGCCUUACAGAAUUAGGUCAAGUGCUGAGAAUACAGGAAGGCUGUCCUUGGGGGGUGCAGGUGAUGGUGUUCAUGUAUCUGCCAAACACCCAUUAGAGCCUGUGUGUCAUAUAGAAAAUCAUCCUGCUGGUCCAGUGUUUGAGGAGGAAAGAGAAAAUCAUGUGUUCACUCAGUCUCAAAAAUCAGAUGAGGUGAAAUACAUUCAGAUGCUGCUUAAUUCAUCCUAUUUCUUUAAAGUGAAAGGUGAUUCAGAUAAUAUAGUUUCUAGAACACAGUUAGUGAAGCCAAAGUUAGGAAACAAAAAAAAGAAUAGUUGUAGACAGUACAAGACAGGAGAAAUCCUAGCCGAGAAGGGUAUUAGUCCUACACAUCUGAAUAAAUAGUGUGCCUAUAGACACAUUCUUUAUAUAUUUUUUUUCAAAGUGAUUUUUUAUUUCAAAGACUGCUUUAUUCAUUAUUUCAGAACAGCAGAAGAUAGCAGGUAGGCUGGAAAGAAGUACAUUUGAAAUUAUAGCAGGUAAAGUUUUAAUUUACUUUACUGAAUUCAGCCUUCACACUGGGCCUUUUCCCCACAAUAACUUGCAUAACUUACACCAUCUGUGCUGCUUAUCUAUUUUCACCUAUCACCUGUUAAACUACACUCAUGUUGUAGCUUUAACUUUGGACCAAGUAAUCCUGUGUAUUAUGUAUGUUGUGAGAACAUAUCUUCUCAUAAAACUUCAAAGUGAAUAGUUUAACGAGAUCCUCAAAUGAAUCAUAUACUACUCAGUUACUAUGUUGUUCUAGGUUAGGGUUAGCUGUAGUCUAAGUCUGUAAUUGAAAAGAAAGUUGUUUUAUUUCCCCCAAAUUUAUACUGCAUAAUUCAAAUAAAUAGGGAAGGUGUUUAAUCAAACAUUACAAAGAAUGUAAUGUUUUUUUAUUGGUGCACCUAUAGCAGCACCUAUAAUGGUGAACAAGGACAGUCAUGAAAAAAGACACAACUGUGUAUCUCCUGGUGAAAGAAUGACACCUUCAGGUUCUGACCUAAUUUAUUGUAGAGUAGGUCAGGUAAUAUUUUUUUUGUUUCCCUUUUCUAGACAUACCUGGCAAGCUGGCACUUAUCUAGAAAUGUGUGAAAUACUGGUUGUUCUGGGUUGCCUCAAUCAAAUGCAGUACUGUUCAGAUUUUUUUGGUAUCUACUUGACUUCAGAUUUGUUGUUUUUAUUCUUACAGUUAAACCUCCAGGUUUCAGAGCAUGAGAAAUAAAUAUUUUAAAAUUAAAACUUAUGUAAUAGUCCUCCAGAUGACAGCGGUAUUAAGAAAAAUAGUUCACUGUGUUAAUUAUUCUUCAUACAUAUGUGGUAGAUUAUAUAUUCUUACCUUCUGCAUACAUAUAUUAUAAUAGUUAAUUAUAAAAAUGUAUAGCAUUUUGAAAUUAAAUAUUGCCUUUUAUUAAACAAAA
Messenger RNA from Chrysemys picta bellii (western painted turtle), 2920 nucleotides. RefSeq lists its product as uncharacterized. The record is from RefSeq and is a predicted model, not a curated record. NCBI's taxonomy places the organism in Eukaryota, Metazoa, Chordata, Testudines, Emydidae.